Callorhinchus milii (elephant shark) is the source of this 3533-nucleotide messenger RNA. RefSeq names its product NIMA-related kinase 10 (gene nek10). Lineage: Eukaryota; Metazoa; Chordata; Chondrichthyes; Chimaeriformes; Callorhinchidae. The record is from RefSeq and is a predicted model, not a curated record. Gene Ontology annotation, biological process: protein phosphorylation. The transcript has 37 exons. Gene Ontology annotation, molecular function: ATP binding; protein serine/threonine kinase activity. Bases 60 to 3533 code for a protein of 1157 amino acids.
CAGGCCACAUUACAUAUUGUCUGAAACAAACAAGGAAUGGUGUUUGUAGUGGCUUUACAAUGCUUGAGCAAGACAAUAAGGUCAAAGCUGCUGAACGAUCAUCCGACACAAAACUCAAAAGACUUGCGGACAAAGAACAUUCAGACCUCAAACGGCUACUUGCUCUUUUGAGUGUUUCAGCAAGCAAGCAGCAGUUACCAGCUCUACAUUUUGACAAGGGCCAUGUAAGUGUAGCAAAAUCACAACAGCAGCAACAUUCUGUUCCUGGAAAGCAAAAUGGUGGAAUCCACAUUCGUAAGCAACAGCAACAGUCAACAGAGGCCGUGGAGCUUGAAGCUUUUAGUGUCAAUUACAAAAAUGAAAGGAAGUUUAGCUGUCAUCCUUACCACAAAUGCUUUCUGGAGAUUUUCACUGCAUUGGUAAAGCAGCGACUCACUUGCAGAGAGUGGGUGGAUCGAGCGCCACCUGCGAAUUGUCUCCGGGUGCUAAUCUGUUUGAGAUUGAUAAUGAGAGAUUCAUUUUAUCAGAAAGUUUUCAAUGAGCUUGGAGGAGUUGAGACCUUAGCACAGUAUAUGGAGAAUGUGACUCACGGUUAUCUUGGAUAUGGGGGACAGCAGUUUGUUGUUGACAGACUGGUCACCAUGACAUACAUUUUUCAAAAGCUGGCUGCUGUUGUGGAACAAAGAGAAUGGGUCACUGCGUGUGGAGCGCACAAGACUCUGGUAAAGCUAUUAGCAGCCAAGGACAACAAUGUAUUAUUGGGAGCUCUCCUUGCACUUACCAGCUUAGCUGAAAGUCCCAAGUGCAGAGUGAAGAUAGGAGAAGUCACAAUUGUAGAACACCUGUUAACAAUUUUACAAGAAUAUGAAUUGUUAUCAAAGAGAAUGACUGCUGAGCUGCUUCGCCUCCUGUGUGCAGACGCACAGGUGAGAGAACAAGUGAAAAUCUAUGAAGGAAUUCCUAUCAUGCUCAGUCUACUACACUCAGACCACCUAAAACUGCUUUGGAGUGUGGUCUGGAUCCUAGUCCAGCUCUGUGAGGAUCCUGAUACAAGCACUGAGAUCCGCUUAUGGGGAGGUAUCCAGCAAUUACUGCACAUUCUACAAGGAGAUAGAAAUUUUGUGUCUGAUCGUUCUUCAAUUGGAAGUUUGUCCAGUGCUAAUGCCUCGGGGAGAAUUCGACAGCUCCAGUUAUCUGAAGAACUGAGCACUCAGGAAAUUCAAGAAAAUACAUUGUCUUUACAAGAAGCUUGUUGUGCUGCGGUUACUGAGCUGGUCCUUAAUGAUACAAAUGCUCAACAGGUUGUGCAGGGAAAUGGCAUUUAUAUAAUAGGAAGAUUAAUUCUACCAAAGAAACAAAGGAAUGGGCCAACACAAAGUGUUUUACAGUGUUAUGCAUUUAGGGCUUUGCGUUUUCUCUUCAGCAUGGAAAGGAACAGGCAGUUGUUCAAAAGGUUAUUCCCUCCAGAUAUGUUUGAGAUAUUUAUUGAUGUUGGGCAUUAUGUACGUGACAUCCAUGCAUAUGAGAAAUUGGUAGACAAGUUGAAUUCUUUUCCUGAUGAUGACCUAAAACAAAUUACUGAAAAUAUCGAAGGAGUUAACCAAAAUAAAGCUCCAACAAAGUUUAUUGGUAAUUAUGCCAUUUUAGACUAUCUUGGGAGUGGAGCAUUUGGGAGUGUGUAUAAGGUUAGGAAAUACAGUGGACAAAAUCUGUUGGCUAUGAAGGAGGUUAAUUUGCACAAUCCAGCCUUUGGGAAGGACAAGAAAGAUCGUGACAACAGUGUGGAGAAAAUAGUGUCUGAGUUAACAAUAAUUAGAGAACAGCUCCAGCAUCCAAAUGUAGUGAAAUAUUACAAGACCUUUGUAGAAAAUGACCGGUUAUACAUAGUUAUGGAACUGAUUGAAGGAGCACCCCUUGGCGAGCACUUUAAUUCCCUCAAGGAAAAGCAGCAAUGGUUUACAGAAGAAAGAAUAUGGAAUAUAUUUAUGCAAAUAUGUCUUGCACUGCGUUAUUUGCACAAAGAGAAAAGAAUUGUCCACAGAGACCUCACACCCAACAAUAUCAUGCUUGGUGAGAAAGACAAGCUAACAAUAACUGAUUUUGGUCUUGCAAAACAGAAGCAAGAGAACAGCAAGAUGACAUCAGUUGUUGGGACUAUCCUAUAUUCCUGCCCAGAGAUUGUGAAGAGCGAACCAUAUGGAGAAAAGGCAGAUGUCUGGGCUGCAGGAUGCAUCCUGUAUCAGAUGGUAACUUUGAAUCCUCCAUUCCACAGCAGUAACAUGCUUUCCUUGGCAACAAAGAUUGUAGAAGCAGCAUAUGAACCAGUACCAGAAGGACUGUACUCUUGUAAAGUGUUAGAGACCAUUAAAAGGUGUUUAACUUCUGAUGCAGAAGCACGGCCAGACAUUGUGGAAGUAAGUGCAUUAAUCUCUGACAUUAUGAUGAAGUACAUGGAUGACAUUUGCACGGUGCAGCUAAACCUUGAAAAGAAGCUUGAAAGAGAGAGAAGGCGAACACAGAGGUACUUCAUGGAAGCUAACAGAAAUGUGAUGACGUACCACCAACAACUCUCCAUGAUCUCACAAGAACAUUGUGACAAGUCAAGUCUUGCAAGCAGUAGCGAGGGAGCCAGCCUUAGAAGUGAGUCAUCAGAAAUAGCAGAGCUCAGUCCAUUGGAUGACAUGCAGACACUACAUGCCAAAGAUGCUGAUGACAGACUCAGUGACACAGUGUUCCUUGAUGAUAACACUCAUUCAGCAGAGAACACUGAAAAAGAUGUCUGUUCUGAAAUGGAUGAUGACUUGGACACAUCAGAUCACUCCAACAGCUCCAGCCCUAGCCCCACAAAAUAUUCAACCUUGAGUCAUGAUUCUUCCUCUAACUUGUUGAGUCAGGGACAAUCCACUCAGUCAUCAUCCAGACCAGGAGUAGUCCAAUUCAGCCACAAUUUUCACUCUCAUUCCCUCGGAAACUCUGACUGCCUUGACAUAACAGCCACUUUGCCAAGAAGCAUUAGUACUAUUGGCACAGAGAGUCAGCAUCAGUCUGGACCUGGAGAAAAGUCAGGGAGAUCAAAUACCAAGGCAAGACCAGCAUCAGCAGGAAUAGCAGUGUCGCAAAGGAAAGUACGUCAAAUCAGUGACCCUAUCCAACAGAUUCUCAUUCAGCUUCAUAAAAUUAUCUACAUUACCCAGCUUCCACCUACUUUACACCACAACUUUAGAAAAAGUGUUAUUGAGAGAUUUAAGAAGUCGUUAUUCAGUCCACAGAGCAAUCCCUGCAACUUGAAAGCAGAGCUUAAAAAGCUUCUGCAGGGUUCUCCUGAAUUGAUUGAGCUGAACUUUGUGACAGCAGAUUGUAGUUUAAUGCAUCAGACAUCAAGAGAGAAUUCAGUGUUUCCUGGAGACAGGGCAGUGAAUAGCUACAGCUACGAAUAUGAGGAGGGAAUAACAUACGAGCAGAUGCAGACGAUUAUUGAAGAGGUUCUAAUGGAAAGCGGCUAUUAUGAUAUCCUGAACACAGUGAACAGCUGA